Messenger RNA from Euleptes europaea (tarantolino), 858 nucleotides. RefSeq names its product TMEM9 domain family member B (gene TMEM9B). The record is from RefSeq and is a predicted model, not a curated record. Gene Ontology annotation, cellular component: lysosomal membrane. The coding region runs from base 1 to 570 and encodes 189 amino acids. The transcript has 5 exons. Gene Ontology annotation, biological process: positive regulation of canonical NF-kappaB signal transduction. NCBI's taxonomy places the organism in Eukaryota, Metazoa, Chordata, Lepidosauria, Squamata, Sphaerodactylidae.
AUGGCGGCGGCGCGGCUGUGCACGGCGCUGGUCCUCGCCCUCGCCGUGCUUGCCGGGCAGGUAGCCGAGGCGGCCAAGAAUUCUGAGGAUGUCCGAUGCACAUGCAUCUGUCCUCCUUACAAAGACCACGCUGGCAACAUUUUCAACAAAAAUAUUUCACAGAAAGACUGUGAUUGUCUUCAUGUUGUGGAGCCUAUGCCUGUUCCUGGGCCAGAUGUGGAAGCAUAUUGCUUACGCUGUGAAUGCAAAUAUGAAGAAAGGAGCUCCGUCACAAUUAAAGUUACCAUCAUAAUCUAUCUGUCCAUUUUGGGUCUCCUUUUGCUGUACAUGGUAUAUCUCACGUUGGUAGAACCUAUUCUGAAGAGACGCCUGUUUGGUCAUUCACAGCUAAUACAAAGUGAUGAAGACAUUGGGGAUCACCAGCCUUUUGCAAAUGCUCAUGAUGUGCUGGCUCGUUCCCGAAGUCGUGCCAACGUGCUGAACAAAGUGGAGUAUGCCCAGCAACGCUGGAAACUCCAAGUCCAAGAACAGCGCAAAUCUGUGUUUGACCGCCAUGUUGUGCUCAGUUAACUGAGCAUAAUUAAGUUUCUCCACUUAAUGCUGGAAGAAAAGAAGAUGGACUGAAGUAAAGCACUGAUUUGACUUCCUGAUAUGCCGUUACAGAAUAUUUUUUGCUCAGUGGUAGCAAAGAAUAGUUGCAGACAUGGCAGCCGCAGCCGACGGGAGAUAUUUAAAUCUUUAACAAGCCAAAAUCUAACUCUGUAUGCUAUUCAGUGGCUCUUACCAAUAAAAUAUUUGUGUGGUAAUUAUGAUGCUGAAAUGAUUAAUUACAAUACUUAUUGGGAAAAUUCACUAAUG